Messenger RNA from Neurospora hispaniola, 366 nucleotides. RefSeq lists its product as uncharacterized. The coding region runs from base 1 to 366 and encodes 121 amino acids. The record is from RefSeq and is a predicted model, not a curated record. Lineage: Eukaryota; Fungi; Ascomycota; Sordariomycetes; Sordariales; Sordariaceae. The transcript has 3 exons.
AUGGCUCGCGAAGGUACUCGGUCGCAAACCGGCAACUCCAAGCCGCGCGUCUUCCCCGUCGUCGACACCGCGCCGGCGGUCAAGCGGACUACUAAGCCCAAGCCCGCAGCUUCUGAGGAACCCAAGGUUGCGCCCGCGAAGGGCGCCAAGCCUACGGGCGUAACCAAGAAGGCGGUCCCGAAGAAGGAGAGCACCGUCAAGGCUGUGGCGGAGAAGGUCGAGAAGAAGGCUGGAAAGACGGCCGACAAGGCGGAGAAGAAGGCCGACAAGGCGGCCGUGGAGCCAAAGGAGCCUAAGCCUAAGGCUGCGCCCAAGAAGAAGGCUGCCGCUGCCCCCGUCGCUGCUCCUGUUGCUGCCGCCGAGUAA